Molecule: messenger RNA, 1173 nt
Organism: Pistacia vera
Lineage: Eukaryota; Viridiplantae; Streptophyta; Magnoliopsida; Sapindales; Anacardiaceae
Product: ubiquitin-conjugating enzyme E2 7
Exons: 6
Coding region: 116-619 (167 amino acids)
Biological process (GO): protein polyubiquitination; ubiquitin-dependent protein catabolic process
Molecular function (GO): ubiquitin conjugating enzyme activity
Source: RefSeq, a predicted model, not a curated record
CUCUCCUAAAGCUCUAUCUAUAAAUGCCAACAACUGUCCGCUAUUGUAACCUCUCUUUCCUUCUCUCACCAAUUUUCAGAGCCAUUUCAGCUCUCUCCUCUCUAAAAUAAAAUCCAUGGCAGCAUCUCAAGCAAGCCUCCUCCUCCAAAAACAACUUAAAGAUCUUUGUAAGAACCCCGUUGCUGGGUUCUCGGCUGGCUUGGUAGAUGAGACUAAUAUAUUUGAAUGGAGUGUUACAAUUAUUGGACCGCCAGAUACUCUUUAUGAGGGGGGAUUUUUCAAUGCCAUUAUGAGCUUUCCAUCAAAUUAUCCUAAUAGCCCUCCUACAGUGAAGUUUACCACAGAGAUUUGGCAUCCUAAUGUAUAUCCUGAUGGGCGUGUGUGCAUAUCAAUUCUUCAUCCUCCGGGCGAUGACCCUAAUGGCUAUGAGCUUGCAAGUGAGCGUUGGAUGCCCGUCCAUACUGUUGAAAGUAUUGUUUUGAGUAUCAUAUCAAUGCUUUCCAGUCCUAAUGACGAAUCUCCUGCAAAUGUUGAAGCUGCUAAGGAAUGGAGAGAUAGGAGAGACGAUUUCAAGAAAAAGGUUAGCCGCUGUGUGCGAAAAUCGCAAGAAAUGCUAUAAACUGACUGCAGGCACUUUUUCUCUACCUACUUCAUGUGUACCAGGAAUGUCUUGAUUUAUUGUGUGGGGGAACUGGUUCAACUGAGUUAAUAUAUGCUGGGUGGUCCUUGUAAUGGUGCCAUUUGAAGUUUCUCACACCCAUAUCUCUUUCACUUUUUUCUCCGUAUGAUCAAGUCACUGUAAUAACCAAAGCAUUUCUGUAUUCAAAAGCGCUUUGGUUCAUAGAUUUGAUGGCAAAAGGUCGUUCUUGUUGACUCAUAUUCAUUUGAUGUCAUCUGUUUAGUUUCUAUUUACCUUGGAUUUUGUUCUUCAAGUAUGGACUCUUUGUCUUUAGUUUUGCGAGUAAGUUUGUUGUCUGCCUUAUGGAUGGUUUGCCCUUUCACAAGCCAGCGGAUUUUUUGUUUUUUUGUCUUUUGGCUUUUGUAACCUCUCUAAAACACAUACCCAACCACGGCUGAAUAUCCUCGAUGGCCUAUGGCCACAAAAUUGCUGUUGAAAGUUUCUGUUUCAGUUGUAUGAAUACUUAAGAUUGUAAUGCAACCUUCUUCACUUCA